This is a messenger RNA of Trifolium pratense (red clover), 6195 nucleotides long. RefSeq lists its product as uncharacterized. Bases 352 to 6195 code for a protein of 1947 amino acids. Gene Ontology annotation, molecular function: ADP binding. The record is from RefSeq and is a predicted model, not a curated record. NCBI's taxonomy places the organism in Eukaryota, Viridiplantae, Streptophyta, Magnoliopsida, Fabales, Fabaceae. The transcript has 16 exons.
GAGCUUAGAAAUGGUAUAGUUUCUCUCUCUCUGUGCUGCUGCCAUUGGAGAAAGAAAGAAAGAAAGGGGAAGAAAGAUUGUUUGUGUGUGCAGUGGAAUGGCUGAACAUAACGAAAACGAGAUUAAUUAAUUGGUGAUCAGGAAAAUUAUUCAUAGAUACUAGCUGCCUACUUGAGCAUGCGCUGAAAUAAGGUAACAAUAACCAUACUCAUAUGCUUCAUUCUAAUUUUAAAAAGGGAAAAGUAAUGGCGAUUGAUACUAUUCUAGAGUGUGCCCAGGCUCAAUUUGGCCCACUUAGGCGUCGAACUCGGUUCAAGAGCACGCUGGCCCAACACCACGCAUCUUCUAUAGAUGGCGAGUUUCCUUACUGAUUUGGUGAAGCCAUAUGUGGAGAAAUUGAUAAAUGGGGCAAUCACAGAAUCAAGUUAUAUAUGUUGCUUCACGUGCAUUGCUAAGGAUUUUGAAGAUGAAAAAAUUAGGUUGGAAGUAGAAAGGACAACUUUCGAUCAACGCAUUGAUGUGGCAACUAGAAGAGGGGAAAAUGUUCAAGCUAAUGCUCUAUUAUGGAAAAAAGAAGUUGAAGAGCUCAUUCAAGAAGACACCAAAACAAAACAAAAUUGUUUUUUUGGAUUUUGUUGUGACUGCAUAUGGCGAUAUAAAAGGGGAAAGGAACUAGCAAAUAAGAAGGAGCAAAUCAAAAAAUUGAUGGAAACUGGAAAGGAACUUGCAAUUGGACUCCCUGCUUAUCUUCCAGAUAUUGAACGUCAUUCAUCCCAACACUAUAUUCCUUUUGAAAGUAGGAAAUCCAAAUACAAAGAGCUUUUGGAUGCAUUGUAUGAUGACAACAAUUAUAUAGUCGGGUUGCAAGGGAUGGGGGGAACAGGAAAAACUACAUUGGCCAAAGAAGUGGGCAAGGAACUUAAGCGGUCCAAUCAAUUUACUCAUGUUAUCGAUACGACGGUGUCAUUUUCUCCUGAUAUUAAAAAGAUUCAAGAUGAUAUUGCUGGACCCUUGGGAUUGAAAUUUGAUGACUGUAACGAAUCAGAUCGACCCAAAAAACUAUGGAGCAGAUUAACCAAUGGUGAGAAGAUUCUUAUAAUAUUGGAUGAUGUGUGGGGAGAUAUCAAUUUUGAUGAAAUAGGGAUUCCACAAAGUGACAAUCGCAAAGGCUGCCGUGUUUUUGUAACCACACGCAAUCUGCAGGUGUGCAACAGACUAGGAUGCAGUAGAACAAUCCAACUAGAUCUCUUAUCUGAAGAGGAUGCAUGGAUCAUGUUCCAAAGGCAUGCUGGUCUAAGCAAAGUUUCAACAAAAAAUUUGCUUGACAGGGGCCGUAAAAUUGUAAACGAAUGCAAAAGGUUACCAAUUGCAAUUGCUGCUAUCGCUAGUAGUUUAAAAGGCGAACAACGUCAGGAAAAGUGGGAUGUGGCCUUAAAUUCCUUGCAGAAGCAUAUGUCCAUUCGCGGUGUUGAUGAAGAUUUGGUUGAUAUUUAUAAAUGUUUGAAGUUUAGCUAUGAUUAUCUCAAGAACAAAAAUGCCGAGGAAUUGUUCCUCUUAUGUUCUAUAUUCCAAGAAGAUGCAGAAAUCCGUACUCAAAUUCUAACCAGACUUGGCAUAGGAGUUGGCCUCUUUGGGGAAAGUUAUGACAAAUACAACAAUGCUCGAAAUCUAGUAGUUGUUGCAAAAGAUAAACUACUUGAUUCAUGUUUACUGUUGAAGACAAAUAAAGGAGAUGUAAAAAUGCAUGACUUGGUUCGUGAAGUAGCCCAAUGGAUAGCGAACAAAGAGAUUUUAGCAGUAAAUGUUUCUAACAAAAAUCAAAAUUCAUUGGUUGGAAGGAAUAAUAUCAAAUAUUUGUUAUUUGAUGGCAGUCCAAAUGAUUUGUGUUCCCCUAUGUUUGAUGGUUCUAAACUAAGGAUUCUGAUUUUAAUCAUGGUCACAGGUUGCUUUGUGGAUUCAUUCUUUGAAAAUAUUGCAGGUCUUCGAGUUUUGAAUUUAAUAGCGGGUAAAAAAAUUACUAUAUCAUUGCCACAAUCAAUUCAGUCGUUGACAAAUAUUCGUUCUCUAUUAGUGGAAAGUGCCGAUUUGGGUGACAUCUCUGUUUUGGGAAACCUGCAAAGUCUUGAGACACUUGAUUUGAAUCAUUGUACAAUUGAUGAACUUCCUCAAGAAAUUGCAAAGUUGAAGGAACUUAGAUUGUUGAACUUGGAAUACUGUAGAAUUAAAAGUAAUAAUCCAUUUGAAGUUAUCCAGAUAUGCCCAUCCCUUGAAGAAUUGUACUUCUUUAAAAGUUUCAAUGGUUUCUGUCAGGAAAUAACCUUACCUACAUUGGAAAGGUAUCAUCUCACUGAUGUUUAUGGUAUAAUUUGCGAUUCUUCACUAUCAAAAUGUGUGAUUCUUGAAAAGGAUUAUUUGUCAGAAGCAACAUUUAAGCAUGUGAUGCAAACAGCAGAGCUUCUUAAGUUGGUAAGAAUUAAGAAGGGAUGGAGAAAUAUUAUGCCUGAAUUUGUUCCUAUAGAUCAAGGUAUGAAUGAUCUAAUUGAGCUUCAUUUGAAUGAUGAUUCACAACUACAGUUCCUCAUAGACACUAAACAUACUGGUUCUCAAGUACCAAAUGUAUUUUCCAAGUUGGUUGUACUAGAGCUCAUCAAAAUGAAAAAUUUAGAAGAAUUAUGCAAUGGUCCCAUCUCCUUUGACUCUAUGAACAAUUUAGAGGAACUAACUAUCAAGUCUUGCGGAAAUUUGAGAAGUUUGUUCAAAGGCAAUCUAAAUCUCUGCAAUCUAAAGACUGUGAAAAUAGAAAGAUGCUCCACAUUAGUUUCUGUUUUUCAUCUGUCAACUUCUGCAAGCCUGCCGUUGUUGGAAGAAUUGAAUAUAAGUGAAUGUGGUAACUUGGAAAACAUAUUUACAUGUGAAAGGACGAUUGAAGAAAUAUUAGUUCCAAAGCUUAAAGUUGUCAAAAUAGAAAGUUGUAACAAGUUGACUUAUAUAUUUGACCAAGAAGUCAAACUAACUUCACUUAUAGAAUUGAAGCUAGAAUAUGUGUCAAAUUUCAUCGACAUAUUUCCAAAAUCAUAUAAUUCCAUUGAAGGGUCAUCCUCAUCCAAUUCCAUUUCAAAGCCACAAACACAAUUGCAGGUGAAGCCAUUGAAAUCCAAUAUUAUAUUCUCUUGGAGUCAUAUAUGUUGUUAUAGAUACAAGUUGAAGGGUGCCACAAGUACUAAAGUCCCAUUGGUUUCUCAGGAUCAGCCACAAGCCUGCUCAAUCUCCACGGAAACAAGUUCAUAUUGUCCUAACAUAUGGAAACGUGCUCAAUGUCUUUCAAGACUAUCUCAUAUCAUUUGCAAUAUUAAAAAGAUAACACUGGCCAAUGUUUCAAAGAUAAAAUCGGUGUUUAUGUUGUCUAUUGCACCAAAAAUGUUGUUGGAGAGCUUGACUAUAUAUUGUUGUUAUGAAUUGGAGCACAUAGUAGUAGAUUGUGGAGAUUGCAGUGAUGGAAUUGAAUUGGGCAAUGUCUUCCCAAAAUUAAAAGAACUCAAUGUUGACUAUUGUAGGAAAUUGAAAUACAUAUUUGGGCACAUUAAUGCUAGUGAUGAUCAUGAUCAUAACAGCAAUGAGAUUCAACUUCAUCUUCCAGCAUUGAAAACUCUCAAGCUUGUUGAUCUCAAAAGUUUAAUCGGCAUGUCGCCCAAACAAUAUCACAUAACAUUUUCACCUUUGAAAGAAGUUGAACUCAAAGAAUGCUCUCAGGUUGAUGUUAAAUCUAUUGGUGAUUUUACCUUCCUUGCUUCAAUUUCAAGAUAUCAGGACAGUACACCUAUCAAGGAAUUCAGUGGGAACAUGGAACAUCUUCUAGCUUUGGAAAUGCUCAAUGUAUCUAAAUCCAAUGUAGAAAGUAUAUUAUGUCUCAGUGAAGAAAGUGAGUGGCAGAUAAACUUGGGGUUGCAAAACAUUAUUUUGCAUAAUCUACCUAUGAUGAUAUAUCUUUUUAUGGGUCCUAAAAAUGCAUUUGCCCUCAAAAACCUUAAAAGUAUAACCAUCUCUCAAUGUGAAAAAUUGGAAAUAGUUUUCUCCACCUCUAUUCUAAGAUGCCUAUCACAGUUGUCUCAUCUAAGAAUACAAGAAUGCAAUGAGUUGAAGCAUAUCAUUGAAGAUGAUGAUGAUGAUGAUAUUGAGAAUCAAGGAAUGUCAAAGACAUACUUCCCAGUGCUAAAAACCCUUGCAGUAGCAAUGUGCAAUAAGUUGAAAAGUGUCUUUCCGAUCUCCAUGAAGAAAGAGCUUCCUCCUGAGUUAAAGGUUAUGAUGAUAGGUGAAGCACAUGAACUGAAAGAAAUAUUCAAAAGUGUAGGUGGUGAUAAUCAGAAAGUUGAGAUUCCAAAUCUGAAAUCUGUAGUAUUUGUCAACCUACCAAGCUUGUGCCAUGUCCAGGGAAUUCAAUUUCAGGCCGUAGAAAACCAUUGCAUACAGAAUUGUAAAGAAUUGUCUCCGACAUCGUUAACAUCUAGCAGAAAUUUCGGCAGGCACGCGUUUAGAAUAGAUGGCAUAGAUUUUGAUGUGCAUGUGAAUCUGAUUGGUCUAUUUCAACAAUUAGAAAACAUGAUGGCAGCAUCUUCACAGAAAGAAAUGAACCGAACACCAGAGACAAAGCAUGAAUUUAUUGAAAAUGUUCCUGAUUUAGAGAUACCAUCAGUGACAACAUUACCAACAAAUUCCCAAGAGUUGACAAGUGAAGAAUCAACAAGUCAACACUUACUUGAAGAAAUUGAUAAUACCAUCAAACUUUCUCAGUUGGAAGGUUCUAUGUCUACCAUUUCAGAAACAAGGAAUGUGCCACCUAUACAUUUAGUUGAUCUUAAACAAAAGGGUAUUCAGGUAAGCGUUGAAGAAGGAACUGCAUCAACUAGUUAUGCCAACACAAUAACAUCAUCAACUCAUUUAGAAUCAGAAUAUGGUGAUGGCCAAAUAGGCAUACCUUUUCCAGUUUCAACUACAGAUUGUCUUAACAUCGCAGAUGUUAAUCUUGGAGACUCACACGAAACAACUCAAACUAACAAUCAAGUUUCUCUAAAUGAUAAUGCUGCCAUGCAAGUAAGCUCAACUAUUCAACAACAGUUUCAUAAAGAUGACGGAAUAAUAGUUUCUGGUUUAGAGAUGCCAUCAGCAGUAUAUUCACCAACAAACUCACAAUUGGAGGGUUCUACAUCAGAAAAAACAACAGAAGCAGCAACCAUGUCUACUACUUCAGAACUAAAGAAUGAGCCAGAUGGUAUGAAGAUAAGUGUGGAAGAUGGAACUACAUCAGCUAAUGCCAAGACAAUAACAUCAUCAACUCAUUCAAAAUCAGUGAGUUCAUCAUCAGGUUUAUCAACUACUUCUAAGUCGGAAACAUCUUCACCGGAAGAUGGAGAUGGCAAAAUAUCCAUACCCUCUUUUUCAACUGUCAAUACAAAGCCUCCUGCCACCAAAUAUGUUGAUAUUGGAGACUCGCAGGAAAUUAUUGCAAUGGAAGACAUUAACAUGCUGAUCGAAGAAGACCCACUUCUUGCACUUCUUGCACUUGAGAAGCUUCUUACAGGACAAUUCUCGAAUUCCUCUGCUCGAGUUUUACUUCAAGAAUUGAAGACUUUGAUGGACUCAUCAUCAGACCUUGACCAUCUUGUAUCUAACCAAGAGUCUAUUUCGAAAUUGAAUUCUCUUUUUCAUCGAUUGAAUCAGUAUCAAGGGAUGUUAACUUCUGACUUGAAGGACUUUGUUGAGAAGGUUCAGAACUUCUUCAAUGAAAACAUUAUCAGACACGCCACUGCUCAACAAGUACUCAAGAAGCACAACCAACUUCUUGAUUCGAAAACUGAUCUCAUGAACAAGCUUUGGAGUGUAAAGAGUAUACAAACCCACAUUGAUAGUGAAACUUCAACUACCAAUGCUCAGAUACAUGGGCUCUCUUUACAAAUUGAUGAACUGACAAAAAAGUUGGCAGAUCUUGAGAAUCAAAGAGAUAGUUUGAAGUCGGUGGCGAACAAAUGUGAUGUUCAGAAGAUGAAGUUGAAGGCCGAAUGCACAGAAUUGGUCCAACAAAGUAAAAAAUUCUUUUCUGCACUUGCUUCAUCAGAGGUCGACCUAAGAGAAGCUGAGCAUGCGAGGGAUUUGGCAAAAGAAGGCUUUGCAAAUUUAAAAUCAUCAUUUCCUAGAUUUUAG